This is a messenger RNA of Oncorhynchus gorbuscha (pink salmon), 7585 nucleotides long. RefSeq names its product zinc finger protein 236-like. Gene Ontology annotation, molecular function: RNA polymerase II cis-regulatory region sequence-specific DNA binding; DNA-binding transcription factor activity, RNA polymerase II-specific. The record is from RefSeq and is a predicted model, not a curated record. Bases 91 to 5667 code for a protein of 1858 amino acids. NCBI's taxonomy places the organism in Eukaryota, Metazoa, Chordata, Actinopteri, Salmoniformes, Salmonidae. Gene Ontology annotation, biological process: regulation of transcription by RNA polymerase II. Gene Ontology annotation, cellular component: nucleus. The transcript has 32 exons.
AUUUCUGUGUCCGCGAGGUGCUCGUCGUGAGGCAGUCGCCAUUUUGAAACCCAAAUCGUUCACAGUACACCCGCCCUGAAACCUGGAACUAUGCCGCGGGGCCGGCCUCGCAAACUGAGGGAUAAAACCAACGACGGAACAGAGGGUAUAUCUGGAGCCAAGCAGGACAACAGCCAUGGGGAUUCCAAGGACAACAAGUGCACCGUCUGCUCCCAGAGCUUCACCACUGAGAGCCAGCUACAGAGGCACCAGCGCGACCAUGAGGCCAACGACAAGCUUCACCGGUGCGACCAGUGUGCUCAGACGUUUAACGUGGAGUUCAACCUCAUGCUCCACAAGUCCACACACGCCACCUUGAACCCCACCUGCCCGGUGUGCCACAAGAAGUUCUCCCGCGUGGCCAGUCUCAAGUCCCAUAUCAUGCUGCAUGAGAAGGAGGAGAAUCUGAUCUGUACAGAGUGUGGCGACGAGUUCAUUCUCCACAGUCAGCUCAUGCUGCAUCUGGAGGAGCAUCGCAAAGAGCUGUCUGGGGCCAAGGUGUACACCUGCAAGACCUGCAGCAAGGAGUUCAAGAUGGCGGGCCAGCUCAAGGAGCACACCAAGACCCACGUCAAGAUGAGGCCACUCAGUUCGAAUUCCAGAAACUACAAGAAGAAUAUUGAUCGGAGUGGAUUCACCAACAGCUGUCAGCACUGUGGCAAGACGUUUAAAAAGCCCAGCCAGCUUGUUCGACACACACGAAUACACACAGGCGAGCGGCCGUACAAGUGCAGCCACUGUAGCAAGGCCUUCAACCAGAAAGUGGUGCUGCAGACCCAUAUGGUGAGGCACACGGGAGAGAAGCCCCACCUCUGCAUCUUUUGCCCCGCUUCCUUCUCGCAGAAGGGCAACCUGCACUCACACGUCCAGAGAGUGCACUCUGAGCUUACGGGAGUACCACUGUUCCCGUGCAUGGACUGUAGCUGUGUGUUCAAAAAGCUGGGCAGUCUCAACGCUCACAUCAGCAAGAUGCACAUCUUGCUCAUCGAGGAAUCAGCCAACACACAGGAGGUAGAGGAGUCGGGUCAGGGAGUGGCGGGGUCAGAGGGCAGCGAGGUGGUGACUGACGUGAUCCAGCAGCUCCUAGAGCUGUCAGAGCAGGUGACAGGGGAGGGGACCCAGUCACAGACCCAAGAACAGACAAUCACCUUGGAGACAGCCAUCAACCAGGACAUCCUACAGCAAGCCCUGGAGAACAGUGGGUUGAGCGUGGUUCAGUCCCAGACCAACGGAGUGGCCAGACAGACUCAGAGCCAUGCCGCCGAGGGUGCUUUACCUGACAGCAAGAAGUUACCAGGCCAGGACAAAACCACCAAGAAGGAGAAGAAAAGUAUCUUCAGAAAACCUGUACAGAUGCCAGGCUCCAUCAGGGAGGAGAACGGCGUGCGGUGGCACAGCUGCCCUUACUGCAACAAGGAGUUCAAAAAGCCCAGCGACCUGGUGCGCCACAUCCGCAUCCAUACACACGAGAAGCCCUUCAAGUGCAAGCAGUGCUUUCGCGCCUUUGCCGUCAAGAGCACCCUCACUGCCCACAUGAAGACGCACACAGGCAUCAAGGCCUUCGAGUGCCAGUGCUGCAUGAAGUGCUUCUCCACGUCGGGAAGCAGGAAAGUCCACAUGCGCCUACAUACAGGUGUGCGUCCGUUCCCGUGCCCUCACUGUGACAAGAUCUUCCGUACAUCGGGCCACAGAAAAACACACAUCGCCUCCCACUUCAAGAGUCUGCAGCAGAAGAAGCACAAGUUCCCACGCAAAUCCCAUAAAACCAAGGUGUCCAAGAGCAACAUACCUCUGCCUGAUAUCCCCCUGCAAGAGCCCAUACUUAUCACGGACCUUGGUCUCAUCCAAUCCCAGAACCCUCGCCUGGCCUUUCAGACGUACCUGGAGAUGGUGGACAAUGAUCGGCCAUACAAGUGUCCCUGCUGUAACAAGGCCUAUAAGAAAUCCAGCCACCUCAAGCAGCACGUUAGGUCUCACACGGGAGAGAGGCCGUACAAGUGUGUCCAGUGCAGUAAGGGCUUUGCCUCCUCGGGGGUGCUGAAGGCUCACAUCCGGACCCACUCGGGCCUCAAGGCCUACAAGUGCCUAAUUUGUGACACCACAUUCACCACCAGCGGCAGCCUGCGCCGCCAUAUGACCACCCACAGCGACAUGCGGCCCUACAUGUGCCCUUACUGCCAGAAGACCUUCAAGUCCUCACCCAACUGCAGGAAGCACAUGAAGACCCACAGGUAUGAGUUGGCCCAGCAGCUCCACCAACAGCUGAACCCGGAGCCCUCGACGCUGGACGACCCCAUGGACGGCACCACCGUGACCCACAACCUGCAGGUGGAGCUGGAGGACGGCACCCUACAGCAGGAGGCUCCUCCCACGGUGGGCUCAGAGCAGCAGGGCAUGCUGGGACUGGACCAGGCGCAGGUGGUGGACGGUGGCCAACAGGUGUCGCUGGAGACCCAGCUAAGUGACCAGCCCCUGGGACAAGAAGAGGACACCUUUGUGACUACCCAGCAUGCUCUGCCUCAGAAUAUUAGCCACUUUGAGACGCAGACACUCCCACAGCCUGGCUUUGACCAGCAAGCACUUACUCAAGGUUUCACCAUCACCGCAGAGGGCUAUCCCCAAGCCCAGUUCUCUACUGUGCAGCAGCUACAGGACUCCAGCACACUGGAGUCUCAGGCCCUCUCCUCCAGCUACCACCCCCAGAACCUGCUCCAUGUGCCCAGCCAAGAGACAAGUGGCCUGCUCCAGGAGACUAGCCAAGGAGACCUCCAGCUGUCUGACCAGACGCAAGACUACCAAGACCCAGAAGACAGCGAGGACAACAGCAAGAGGGCUUACAGGUGCACCAUGUGUAAUAAACCUUUUAAGAAGUCCAGCCAUCUGAAGCAACACGUGCGCUCCCACACCGGAGAGAAACCCUACUGCUGCAACAUUUGUGGCCGAUGCUUCGUCUCAGCGGGGGUCCUCAAGUCCCACCUCAACACACACACAGGAGUGAAGGCCUAUAAGUGUAACAUGUGUGACACAUCCUUCACCACCAACGGCAGUCUGAACCGCCACAUGGUUGUCCACCUGAAGCCCUACAAGUGUCACAUGUGUGAGGACAGCUUCCGCAACAAUGUGCUGUAUAGGAAGCACUUGAAGAAGGACCACGCCGAAGUGGACAGAGGGCUGGAGGAUGAGGAUGGUGAGGAGGAAGAGGAGGGUGAGCAGACCAUGAUGAAAAGGAACCGGGCCAACAUCAUAACCUUCACCGAGGAGCAGGCGGAGGAGCUGGCCAAGAAUGACCCUGGUGACGAGGCGUCAGUGUCGGAGAAGGUGCUGGCCCAGUCGGCGGCGGAGCGCGACCGCAUCAGCGAGAUCAAGGACAAAGCGGUGGAGCUGGAGACUGAGCCUAAGUUCGCCAACUGCUGUAACUUCUGCCCCAAGAGCUUCAAGAAGCCCAGCGACCUCGUCAGACAUAUCCGGAUCCACACAGGAGAGCGUCCUUACAAGUGUGACGAGUGUGGGAAGAACUUCACCGUGAAGUCCACCCUGGACUGCCACAUAAAGACCCACACAGGUCAGAAGCUGUUCAACUGUCACAUGUGCAACACAUCCUUUUCCACCAAAGGGAGUCUGAAAGUCCACAUGCGUCUCCACACAGGCUCCAAGCCCUUCAAAUGCCCCUUCUGCGAGCUCCGCUUCCGCACCUCAGGCCACCGCAAGACCCACAUCCAGUGUCACUACCGGCCCAACUCAGAGGGUCGGAAGGCCAAGCGAGCGGCAUCAUCCAGAAGUAACCAGAACCAGCAGCACCCGGCUAACCCAGAGAUCCUCCACCCUGUGGGCCUGCUCCAGGCUACCACCACAGACCAUAACAUCUACCUCCCAGCCAACCAGGUCCUCACAGGCCAGUUUGACCAGAACUUGCUGCAGCAAGGCCUGGUGGGCCAGGCUAUCCUGCCUACCUCUAUGUCCGCGGGUGGUGACCUGACAGUGUCUCUGUCGGAGGGUCUGGCUACUCUGGAGGGCAUCCACCUCCAGCUCACCUCUGCCAACCUAGUGUGUCCCAACGUCCAGAUCUCUGGCAUCGACUCCAGCAACAUCAACAACAUCACACUGCAGAUUGACCCAGCCAUCCUCCAGCAGGGAGGUCUCCUCUCCCACGCCCUGACAGGAGACGGAAGCCUGACCAGCCACCCUGGUGCCCACCUCAUGGCCACGGGAGACCCCUCGGCGUCCAGCUCCAAUGUGGUCCUGCACCCGCUCACCAGCCUGGCUCUGCACCCCCCCGCUAUCGGCCCCGGCCACAUCACCAUGGGUAGCCUUGGCGAGCACGACAUCACAGGUUCUCAUCAGGACCUGAGCCAUGUGAUGAAUGCUCCAGGCCUGGUGUCCAGUGGGGCUCAUGGUGCUCAGGAGAUCACCCUGACCAUCAACAACUCCAGCCUCACCCAGGCUCUAGCUCAUGUCCAGGCCCAGGCCAACGCUGCUGCUGGGGGCAACACUGCUGCAGGCAACCACCCCCAGGAGAUCACACUCACCAUAUCAGGUCAAGACCUCCUCCAGCAGCACGGCACCCAUGGUGGCGGAGAGAUGAUUGGCGGGAUCAGGCUGGCAUCCCACCAAACCACAGGUGCCACCCUCACCAUUGGCAAUGACCACCUUCUACCUCAGAGCAACGCGGGCAUGACUGUCACCAGCCUGCCGCCUAGCACCUCCCUAUCGCAGACUGCUGGCUCCCAGAGCCUGGUGAUGUCAUCAUCGAGCAUGGCCAGCGACGGCAGCGUGACUCUCACACUGGCAGACACACAGGGUAUGCUGGACGCUCAACCUCAAUUCACGCUCAACUUCAACGCACAGAGUCAGCAGUACCAAACUGUGCUCAGUGACCAGGAUCUCUCAGGACAACAGGCCACCCAGCAGGUCAUACUGAUCAGUCAUCACCCCCAGGUCACUGAGGGACAACCUGACAAUGUAUACAGGCUAUCAGAGGAGGGCCAGGCGGUGGGGAAGGAGGACCAGGGGCAUAACCAGAAGCAGAACCAGUGUUUCUACUGCGAUCAGGUGUGUCAGAGUGCCAACACGCUGCGACGCCACUGCAGGCAGGCCCACGGCAAGGACCGGUGCCACGUCUGCAGAGUGUGUGGCAAGGCCUUCAAAAGAGCUACUCACUUAAAGGAUCACGAGCGUGUCCACCAGCGAGGACCCUCACUGGGCUCCCAAAGGCCCAAGUUCUUCAAAUGCUCCUCCUGUGAUAAAGCCUUCGCCAAGCCCAGCCAACUAGAGAGACACAACCGCACACACACAGGUGAGCGCCCCUUUAAGUGUUCCCAGUGUGACAAGGCCUUCAACCAAAAGAGUGCCCUACAGGUACACACGGUCAAACACACAGGGGAGAAGCCCUACAAGUGUGAAAUCUGCAGCAUCAGCUUCACACAGAAGAGCAACAUGAAGCUGCACAUGAAGAGGUCGCACGGCUGCGUCUUUCUCUUGGACACAGGUCUCGAUCGGACCCAGGAGAUGACUUUGGAGCAGGGGACAGGGACUGAAGUGGAUGUCCCUCCUGAGUUGAAUGACAUGGAAGAGGUUGUCCAGGAGUCUUCUGGAGACUGGCACUGUGGCAUUCCCAAUGUCUUCCCUUAGAUCCCAACUCAGAAUUUAAUUUACUAUCCCUGUUCAUCCCAGCAUAGACUCUUUACCAGGAGUCUGCACUGAUGAUACAAAGCACUGAUUUUACUACUAAGUAGGUGUGGAAAAACAGCACUCAGAUCACCCCCCCACCACCACCAACAGCUUUUUAAUUGAGUUGGACAGUUCUGCACUUUUUCUAAAGCAUACCCACGGAGAUGUUGCCAAUCGAAAACAGAAAGCGUGUGCGGCUGUACCUACACACAUUGGCUUAGCAGCAGCUAUUUCUGCCUUUUUCUCUUGUCCUCAGAUAUGCAUUAAAGGGGCAAUCUGUGAUUGCUACAAAAUUUAAUUAAAAUAAAUAAGCAAUUGUAAAGAAACAUUUUAUGGUUAACUAUCCUUUUGAUAUCAUGGUUGUUUCGUCCUGGCAUCCAUAGCUCUGUUUCAUGAAUUUGAGAGUGGUUACAUUUUUCCUGCCCCAUCCCUCAGCUAUUUACCAGAUCAAUGGCGGGGUGCCCUCUUUUGUUAUUGUUUGAACUGCGGAUUGUCCCUUUAAAGGCAGAGAACUGGUACUUAAAUUGCUGAAUCAGCCUGCGCUCUGAAUCUCAUUAGUAAGAGUCCCUUAUGAGACGUUUUAGUCAAUAAGCCAUUUGGUAAUCAAGACGCUGACCUCCCAGUACAGUUCACCGGUCGGGGCUGUAGCAAGCUGAGGUAGGCUACCGGCGGUUUGUUCCUAGACUGUUGUUUACUCUGUUUGCCAAUAAGAGGAGUAAACACUAUAGAUCUACAUGGCUGCACUGUCAGUCCUGCGGUACUGGUUCAUGUCUCCCUGUAGAGUAGUAUAACCACUCACAAGCCCCAUCCACAAACAGAUCCUACCCUCUCUAGGCACCCCUGUAGAUCCGCAGUCCAUAAGUCAAUCAAUAUAAUGUUUUUUUUUAUGCCUUUUUUUUUACGUCAGCAGUCGUCAGUCACAAACUGCUUCAUAUUACCUAUUACAUACUAGGUAUAAGCAAUAGUGUGAGAACUUCACCUUGCCCGCUGAAAGGCUGGAUGAAACGUUAGUCUUAUUGCUUAUUCCUAUCCAAUCAUUUCAGAUCUACACUUAGCAUAUAACGGGCAACUCCAUCUCUCCCGUGCUCCUGGGGCUGCUCCAUUAACUGUUUGACAAUUGAGCUGUGCUUUAACAGGCACACACAUUGGAGUGCAGUUUACCAGAAAAAUCUAUUUCUUUUUAAAUUCACAUGAUUUUUUUUGCAUAUUUCUCCUAUACCCUUUUCUAAAAGGCAAGCUAAAGGGUUUGUUUUUGGUGAAUUUUUUGGCCAUAAAGUUAAAGGUAGCCUUGAAUGGUGAGACUAUAAAGUGCUACGGGUCAUUCAUAUGGAUCAGACCUGGGUUCAAAUACGCUACUCUUUGAAAUCAUUCGCUUUAGUCUGCCUGGAGUGCCAGAUGGGUGGGUUUGCAGAAUGCAAUUUUGCACAUGACUACUCUAUAGGUUUCAUUGUGCCUGGCAAGCUCGAUCAAGCAUAAUGAUUUUGAAUAGUAUUUAAACCUUGGUUUUGGUGUGGAUUUGAUCCCUCUCUUCUUAAAUGUUAUGCCUGUAAUUUUGACAAUGAUGAUGACCUGUGAUACCACUGUUAUUGGCUGCUGUAUGAGGGCUUCAGGGGUUGACUCUCCACAUUCACAAUGUGUUGCAUUAAAUUGUAAUUUAGUUGUAAGCUUAUGCACAGCCAUUUUGUAAUCUAUUUUAUUUUGCAAUGUAAAUAGUGUAUGAAAGAUUGCAUAUAUUUUUGGAUUCCGUAUCAAAUUGGUUGUGAACAAUACAUUUUUUGUCAAUUGCUGAACCAGUUUACAGACUAUAAGCUGUUAAGUGUUUUUGUUAUUUUGUAAUGUUAAAGUAUUUAAUUAAUAAAACCAUUCAUUUUUUUACAGA